GUCCUCCAGAUCCAGACUGUGAAACUCCAACUGUAUUUACUACAGCUGAAGCUGCAACAAACUUGGAUGGGGGAACAGGGUCUGUCUCUUCUCAAGAAGGAGUUGCUUCAUACAGUUACUCCCAGAAGGUAAUGCUGAAUUCUGCCAUCAUCUCAAACUCUUCCUGUGACAACACAGCUCCAAGCACCGCCUUUUCUUCCAGCUUGGCUGCUACCUCUCAAGUCAGUGGGACCGCCUCUACCCCCCAGAGUGGAGUGCAGCCUAUCUUGGUGUCCCCUUCUACCGUGGGAAGGCCAGUUGUCAUUCCUUCAGUACCGUACUCAUAUCAGUCGACUCCCCUUCCUCCUGGCAGUGAUGUGGGGGACAAUGGAGGUGUAACUCCUCCUUACUCCUGCGACCCAAGUGGUAGUGACCUUCCUAGAGAUCCAAAGAUUGUGCAGUAUUAUUUCAAUUUGGGCUUGCAGUAUUAUCACCAGACCUGUUGGAACCCUAUGAUGUAUGUCCAGCCAGUGCCGCAGUCCCCACACAUGGAAGCUUACCAGGCAUACACAGAGCCUGUCCCUGUCCCAGAUCAGUCGGUGGCACCAGCAUACCCUGAAGCUGGGAGGAGCGAUGUGCGCCAGGUUCCUGCAGACGCUUCAGCAAAUGGUAUUGGAGAGCCACCUCCUUCCCAUGGUGCCGUUUAUUAUCCGGUGGUAACAGAUCCCUACAGCCAGCCGACUCCGCCUAGUUUUGACGCUUGUCUCCCCGUAGCUCCUGCCUACCACUACAUCAGCCCCUGGUAUCCAGUGAAUCUACCCUAUGGGAAUUCCUCACGAAUCCACAAUGCCGUGAAUCCGGGCCACUUUCACCAAGUUGGUUAUGUCGCCUCUUCAAAUCCUGCACCGCAUUAUGUAGCUCAAAGUAUGUAG
Molecule: messenger RNA, 911 nt
Organism: Euleptes europaea (tarantolino)
Lineage: Eukaryota; Metazoa; Chordata; Lepidosauria; Squamata; Sphaerodactylidae
Product: putative bifunctional UDP-N-acetylglucosamine transferase and deubiquitinase ALG13
Exons: 7
Coding region: 132-911 (259 amino acids)
Source: RefSeq, a predicted model, not a curated record